Molecule: messenger RNA, 1647 nt
Organism: Aureobasidium melanogenum CBS 110374
Lineage: Eukaryota; Fungi; Ascomycota; Dothideomycetes; Dothideales; Saccotheciaceae
Product: MFS general substrate transporter
Exons: 5
Coding region: 1-1647 (548 amino acids)
Biological process (GO): transmembrane transport
Molecular function (GO): transmembrane transporter activity
Source: RefSeq, a predicted model, not a curated record
AUGACUCAGUUCAGACAUGCCUUCUCGCUGGACAAGCAGGAGCUCAAUGAGAUGGCACCUCCUGGUACCGUCACGUUGAUGGACCGAGAACUCGUCAGAACAAAUACAGGCCAUCAUGAAUUCGAAGAAAACCACAUACACUUGAACCCAGAACCAUCACCGGAUCCAGCGGAUCCCCUCAACUUCUCCAACUCGAGAAAGGUCAUGAUCUUAGCGUUGAUGAGUCUGUACGCCUUUGUCACCAACGUCUCAAGCUCGAUCAUCAGUAGUGCUUUACCGAGUCUGGUCACAGCCUUUAUGCAAACUCAUCCACGUGGACCACCCACUGGUAUCCUGCCGUUCAGCAAGCUGACCCACCUUGUCGCCAUUAACAACUUAUUCCUUGGUGCUUCGAACAUCUGGUGGGUGCCUCUUGGAAACACCUUCGGACGUCGUCCUGUCAUCCUUGUUUGCCUUGCCAUUCUCUGUGCAACAUCUAUAUGGGCAGGCGAAGCCAAGUCUUACAACAGCCUGCUCGCUGCUAGGCUCUUCCAGGGAGUUGGCGGAGGUGCUGCCGAUACUCUUGCUCCAGAUGUCGUUGGUCAAGUCUUCUUUGUCCACCAGAGAGGUCGUGCCAUGGCCAUCUAUACCAUCUUCCUCGCUUCUGGCUCACUUAUCGGCGGUCUCAUCGGUGGCUACAUCACCGCCUCGAUGGGUUGGAGAUGGACUAUGUACAUCUCAGCUAUCCUGUCGGGCGCCGUCCUGCUUUUGAGCUUCUUGUUUGUUCCUGAGACACUUUUCGACCGUGAGGCAGCCAUGGCUGUUGUACGCCCGGAAGGCUACGACGAAGACUCACCAGUUGGCGAGAAGGCCGAGAUAGCCAGAGUUGAAACCGCCGCCUCUACUGUGUUCCCUGAAUACACCUUCGCCAGGAGUCUCAAGAUGGGCAUGUACCGACCUGGCUUCCUCAAGCGUUGCAUCACUCCUUACACCACCCUGCUUUUCCCUGGUACAUGGAUGGUCAUGUUGCACUAUGCCGGUCUUGUCGGAUUGAUCGUCACCAUAUCGACUGUUGCGCCGCAGAUACUCGCCCAGCCACCAUACCUGUGGGGUGGCUCAGUCGGUCUCAUCAACGUCGGCGGUUUGGUCGGCACUGUCCUGGGUGCAAUCUAUACCUACUUCACUGCAGAUUACAUCGUCAAGCGUCAGGCCAAGCGGGAGCGACACGGUUUCGGCGAGCCAGAAGCACGUCUUCCCCUCAUGUUCCCAGCUCUUACCAUCGCAACCGCUGGUGCGCUCUGCUUCGGUUUCUCAGCCAAGGCAGCAACCCCAAAGGCUUGGAUUGGUCUCGAGUUUGGCAACGGAAUGGUCGCCUUUGGUCUGAUGCAAGUGCCGUCCAUCGGUUUCAACUACCUUAUCGAAAGUUACGGUGCUUGGAGUGCUGAUUGCUUCCUCAUGGUUGUCACUUUCCGAGCCAUUAUCAGUUUCGCAUGGACCUUCUUCGUCGGCACUUGGGUCGAGAGUGCAGGACCUGCCCUUCCUUUCGGCAUCUUCGCUCUGCUCAUGGGUGUGUUCAGUCUGACCACUGUGCCUGUUUGGUUGUUUGGCAAGAGAAUGAGAGUCGCGACCAGCAAACUUGUGAUGAAGGGCUAUGUUAGGAGCGAGUGA